Messenger RNA from Suncus etruscus (white-toothed pygmy shrew), 2653 nucleotides. It is a transcript of the gene RAB5B, whose product is annotated as RAB5B, member RAS oncogene family. Bases 100 to 747 code for a protein of 215 amino acids. Gene Ontology annotation, molecular function: GTP binding; GTPase activity. NCBI's taxonomy places the organism in Eukaryota, Metazoa, Chordata, Mammalia, Eulipotyphla, Soricidae. The transcript has 5 exons. The record is from RefSeq and is a predicted model, not a curated record.
GACUGUUGAAGCCUGGAGGUCCCCUCCCCUCCCCCUUCCCCCCUCUGCCGCUUUGUGGCACCCCCCUCCCUCCACCCUUGUCCACUCUGAUAUAUAACCAUGACUAGCAGAAGCACAGCAAGGCCCAACGGGCAGCCCCAGGCCAGCAAAAUAUGCCAAUUCAAAUUGGUCCUGCUUGGUGAAUCUGCAGUGGGGAAGUCUAGCCUGGUAUUACGUUUUGUCAAAGGGCAGUUCCACGAGUACCAGGAGAGUACUAUUGGAGCUGCCUUCCUCACCCAAUCUGUCUGUCUAGAUGACACAACAGUCAAAUUUGAGAUCUGGGACACAGCUGGGCAGGAGCGAUACCAUAGCUUGGCCCCUAUGUACUACAGAGGUGCCCAAGCUGCAAUUGUGGUUUAUGAUAUUACUAAUCAGGAAACCUUUGCCCGAGCAAAGACCUGGGUAAAGGAACUACAGCGACAGGCCAGUCCUAGCAUCGUUAUUGCCCUGGCGGGGAAUAAAGCUGAUCUGGCCAACAAGCGCACGGUGGAGUAUGAAGAGGCGCAGGCAUAUGCAGAUGACAACAGCUUAUUGUUUAUGGAGACUUCAGCCAAGACAGCUAUGAACGUGAACGACCUCUUCCUGGCAAUAGCUAAGAAGUUGCCAAAGAGUGAACCCCAGAGUCUGGGGGGUGCAGCAGGCCGAAGCCGGGGUGUGGAUCUCCAUGAGCAGUCCCAGCAGAACAAGAGCCAGUGUUGUAGCAACUAAGGGGGUGGCUAGCAGCAAACAGUAUGGAGCUAGCACGAGAGCUAAGAAAUAACCUCCAUCCCCACCCCUCAGCACACAGCCCCUAUGGUAACAGCACACUGAGCCCUGGCUCCCAAGGGCUGCCUCCUGACAGCUCCGUCUUGGCACUUUUUAAUGCUUCAGCAACCGACACCAGGCAGCUGUUGCCACUGGCCUCCAACCCCCCUAGUGUGGGGCUUGGGGUUAGAUCCCCCAGGACUUACCUUCCAAAACAAACUUUCUUCACUGUGUAUUAUAGGUGCAAGACAGUGACCUACAUAUCUUUCCUUCUCUUCCUCAUUUUUCCUGAAAACAUUUUUUUGUCUCCUGUCUCUUCCCCUUCUGCUUUUGGUCAGUCCCUGUUCUUGACCCCUGUUUCCUUUUCUCCCCAGGAUGAAGAAGGUAGUGGUUCCAGGAACUGAGGAAGAAAGUUUUCAGUUCAGCCCCAUUCAGGGCCCUUGGGGGAGUAUAGAGCUCAGAGCAGGGAGGGAGGAGCCAUUUUUCUUUUCGUUUUUAUCUAGUUUGAUAACACUGCAGAAUCCAUGAGUUGGUUGUGUGGAGGGUUUCUUGGUAGAGGUGAGACUGGGAAGGCAAGCUCUCCGCACGAGGUGGGUCAUAUUAUCAGCUAACUGGGUCGAGGUGGAGAUGGCAGUGUCAUCUAUGGCUCUGAAUUCUGGAGAAGCCUAUUUUCCCCUCGUCCAGCCUCAUAGGUAGCCUCUCCCCCACUUCAUGGGGGAAGUCUCUGGACCCCAGAGUCCUCCAAAGAAUCUUCACUGGUUGCCUGCAUCUUUGGCUCUGCUGUGACCUAAUUGGGGGAGGGAUCAGAUUUUGUUACCCAUCCUCUGAUUUAUACUUAUGCAUUUGUUUUUUCUCUCUGGCCCGAAGAUGGCCUCAGCCCCAGCCACUAUAUCCCCCUGCAGUUUGCACUUUAAUUGAGGAGAGUUUUGUUGGGAUACUUGUUUCAUGAGGGUUUUGAUUGACUUUACCUAACCUCUUACAUUUGUAAGGAAAGAGUCCCAAGAUGUAGAUGAGGUUUGGGCCGAGGCUAUAGAGUACAAUACCUAUGGCAGCUACCCAAGCCCAGUGUGUCUCUACUACUAGUUUCCUCAACUCUGAUUUUUAACCUCUCCUGCCCACCUUGCUCUUGGAUAUAGGUUUUCCUUUCCUGGGAAAUUGAGUUGCUGCAAAGUGGUCUCAGGAUAGCUUAGGCCAAGGUAGGAGAGUGAAGAAGCAUCAGGCAAUGGGGAAGGUUUUCUAUUCUUUCCCAGGGUUCACAUUCAGUUUGAUCCACCCAUUGUCGUGUCUUUUCUAUUUUCCUGUAAAUAGGUAUGAUUCUUAUUUCCAGUGUUUAGACUGUUCUGUCCUCUACCUCCCCUCGGGCCCUACUUCCCCCUUGGUUAGUACCUUCAGUUUAGUGCCUCCAUUCUUCUCCCUCUUCCCACUCCCUGCGUGCCUCUCCCCCUCAUGUAAACAGUGGCUUACUCCAUUUACCACUAGGGGCUAGUACCACAGAGGCCUGUUUAUGGCCCUUCACAUCACCUGUUCCUCUAGACAGGGAAUAAUUAGCACUGAAGGUCCCUCACAGCUUUCUCAGAUCACCGGGAAAUACCUUUCUAAAUCUGACCUCUCUUCACAACCCUCAUCAGGUGUUGCAGGAUAGGAUGUCUGUAGGAAGCCAUCAAGGAAAGAGUGAACUCUAAGCUCAUUGUUACAGCCCAGAAUUUUCAGGAAAUUUUGGGAGAUGUGGUAGGAACGACCACAGUGACCUAGGAUAGGAACAUUCCUGCCCUUUUGACUUACAGACUGCCUCUGUCCCAGAGCAGCUGAGAAAUCCAUGAAGCUGAGAUUCUGAAGAACCCAGCUCACGUUCUUCCACUUAGGCCUCAAU